CCACCGCAGUUGCUCGUUUCGAUCUGUUCGUCCGAGGCCGAAAAGUGACACGACACGAUGGAACGAAAAGUGACACGACACGAUGGAACCGUGCCAUUCUCCGCGAAACAGCUCGGAGUCAAAAGGUCUGAAAGAGAAACGACUGGGGAAGCGGAGAGCACGACGGAAUACAUGUUGAAAACCGAACGAUCUCGGUUUGGACAUUUUUUGCGGUGCAACACUCGACCUGCCAAAAAAAGAACGAUCGAGACAAGAAAGCGAAAACAACACGACGAAUACCAAUGCCCAAGGGAAAAGUUGCCAAAACCUCUUCGUCGUCGGCCAAGCGCAAGAAGCCAUCCAGGGAAAAAACAUCGGGCGGGAACGCUGCUCAGACUGUUUUGAACGUUGUUGGUACAAUUGCCAAUCAAUCUGGUUCCAACGCGACCCCCAGGGACAAGGUUGUUGCAUACGCCAAGAUUGAAGGAGUGAUAGGAACAUCUACCUUUGCAAAUGCACUGACCAAGCUCCGAAAGCAAGAGCUGAUCAUUUUGUCGCCUAAAGUGAUCACCAUUACAGAGAAGGGCAUGGAUCAGGCGGACACAACCGAAAUAAGCGGUGGUACUAACGAAGACUACCAGAAGAAGAGAAUCGAACAGCUGAACCUCAGGCCUAAAUCAAUCCAACUCCUACAAGAACUUUCCGAUGGAAAAGUCCAUAACAAGAAGAAGGUAGCGGCAGCUAUUGGAUGCAAGAUGAACUCGACGUGGGCCAAUAUGCUGACUUCGGUGAAGAAACUCCAGCUCGUCAAGUUUGAUAGAGAGACGAUCACACUCUCGGACGACAUGUUUCCAUUCGGACGUCCUGAAUAGGACAUCACGCUUCUACACAGCAUGCGAAUCAUUGCGUGCUAUGUUCCAUAUACUCUGGUUGAUUCCUCGAGGCGAAGCAAAUCCGAACUCCUGUCAACAAGAGGUCCCAACAGCGUAGUACAGGUAUUACUUCGUACCCAAUAGUACCGUAAUGAAUAAAUAGCAGACUAACGC
Messenger RNA from Pseudo-nitzschia multistriata, 1025 nucleotides. NCBI's taxonomy places the organism in Eukaryota, Bacillariophyta, Bacillariophyceae, Bacillariales, Bacillariaceae. The record is from the annotation of a GenBank genome assembly.